AUGUUUGCUGCAGAUGACAGCAAUGUUGUCCUUGACUUAGGGCCGCCAAGUGAAACCUGUGCUUCUUGCCGUGCAAUGGUGUGGCCGGCGGAGUUUACAGGCCGCCAUGCUAGUCCAGUCCCAAAAUCAUAUUCAAUAUGUUGUGUUGCAAAGGCAUUUUUUUAUGGAAGUCGAAUGUUUAACACUGUUUUUGCAUUUUGCUCAUUUGGCGGAAAGGUGGAUGACUCUAUCAACUCUGGCAUAGGUCCCUAUGUCUUCCGGGUGACAGGGCAAGUGUAUCAUAAUUUUGGAUCUUUAAUACCGCCAGAUAGAACUACCCCCAAGUUUGCACAAUUAUAUAUGUAUGAUGGGCAGCAUGCAAAUGAACAUAGGCUCAAUUUCACACAGAGUCCGGACGAUGUUAAUAGAUCUAUUAUUGCGAUCCUUGCAAACAUGCUGAACCAGAACAAUGCAUUAAUCAGAAUAUUUAGCCAGGUCAGGGAGCGGUUUGAAGGAAUGGAGGAACUUCUGGUUCGGUUGAGAUUGUUUGAGAGGCGAGCAACCGACGGUCGGUUCUGUAACAUGCAGUCCGAGGAGGAUUAUAAAAUUGACACUGUUGUCGCCGAAAACAACUUUGAAUUUGCUGCCCUUGUUGUGGACAACGACUUUGCGAAUAAGAGGGAUAUAGUGGUUCAUAGUAAAAGUCAAGGACUGCAGUUUCUGGUUGAUGCAUGGUGUUCUGUGGAAAGAACAAGCUUUAAUCGUGGGGACAUCCUCGCAAGUGAUAUAGGAAAACACAUAAUUUUGCCUUCUAGCUUCACUGGGGGUUACAGAUACAUGCAGCAAAACUUUCAAGAUUCACAGGCUAUCUGUAAAGAAUACGGACAUCCAGACCUCUUCAUCACGUUUACCUGCAACCCAAAAUGGGAUGAAAUUCAGGCGGCAAUUCAGCUUUCAUCGUCACAUGACGCCUCUAUUCGUCCCGACAUUUGUGCUCGGGUAUUUAAAAUGAAGCUGGAUGCUAUGAUUGCUGACUUGACAAAAAACCGUGUCAUGGGCCGUGCGCUGGCAGUGGUCUACAUAGUGGAAUUUCAAACACGAGGUCUGCCACAUGCCCAUAUUGUCUUGUGGCUGGCGGGUGGAGACAAAAUAGCAGAGACCGGGGACAUUGAUAAAGUAAUUUCUGCUGAGAUACCAGAUGAGCUUGCUGAUCCGGUCGGAUAUAAAAUAGUAUCACAGCUAAUGAUGCACGGACCAUGUGGCUCUGCAAACCCUAAAUGUCCAUGCAUGGUUAAUGGUCGUUGUUCCAUAUACUAUCCCAAACCUUUUAACGGGGCAACUGUUAUUGAUGGCGAUGGGUACGCCCAGUAUAGAAGGAGAGAGGACGGCCGAACCAUCAAGCGUGGUAAAAUUUACCUUGACAACAGGCAUGUGGUUCCUUACCAUCGGGGGUUGCUUGUAAAAUAUCAAGGCCACAUAAAUGUUGAAUGGUGCAACAGAACGUUGGCAAUUAAAUAUCUUUUCAAAUACAUCGGCAAAGGGCCAGACAUGGCCACCGUUCUCAUGGAAAGGGCUGACCGACAACCUGCAAAUUUAGAUCACCCAACAACUUCUGCAUCGGAGGGCGCACAGCAUAAUGAGCGCUUGUACUUCCACCUUGAAAACGAGCAGGAGGUCACAUUUCGUGAUGACGAGACCUUACCUCAGGUUGUCCAGAGAAUUGAUCCAGAUGGAACAAUGUUCAUACAAUGGUUACUAACCAAUCGUUCCGAUGAGCUUGGGCGAGACCUAACAUUUGUCAAAUUCCCAAAAAGGUUCCGGUGGGAUUCAUCUUCACGUCGUUGGUUUAGGAGGAAACAAAGUAUUGACGUUGUUGGUAGAAUGGUUUACGCUCAUCCUGCAUCUGGCGAACGAUUUUAUAUGCGCCUGUUAUUGAACAGUGUGACGGGACCCAAGUCUUUCGAGGAUAUUAGAAGAGUGGGUGAUGUUGUUUAUAAUACAUAUAAAGAGGCAUGCUUUCACCAGGGGCUCCUAGACUCAGAUAAGGAAUGGCAUAUCGCGCUUGAAGAUGCCGCCGUCUAUGCCAGUGCAGCGCAGCUACGUGGCUUAUUUGUGACAUUAUUGGUGUUCUGUGGUGUCAGCGAUCCAAAGGAGUUGUGGGAAAAACAUUGGUGUGCUCUCUUCGAUGAUGUGGAAUACACUCGAAGAAAAAAGUUAAAUGUGCCGACUCUUAAAAUAAGUGUCGCUGAUAAGCAAAUGCUGACACUUGAGGCAAUUGAUGAGUUACUAAAACAAUAUGGAAAGAAAUUGGUUGACUCUCCUGGCCUGCCACUGGUGGAUAGAGCAACCACAAACAGAUACAGAAAUGACUUACUGAUUGAGGAAAUGAUGUAUGAUCGAGCUGACCUUAGCGCCAGAGUGGAGAAUAUAAUCCGUUGCUUAAAUGACAAGCAGGGGUUCAUUUUUCACAAAAUUCUUAACUCAGUGGAACUUAAACUUGGAGGCCUUUAUUUUGUGUAUGGCCCUGGGGGCACAGGCAAGACAUUCUUGUGGUCAGCACUCAUUUCCAGAUUAAGAGGUCAGGGGAAGAUUGUGCUAGCUGUUGCAUCAUCUGGUAUUGCUUCGCUUUUGAUGGAUGGCGGCCGAACAGCGCAUUCACGAUUUAAAAUUCCACUACAUAUAGAUGAGUUUAGUUGCUGCGAGAUCAAACAGAAUACAUAUCUUGCAGAACUCAUAUGCGAAGCCAGCAUGGUCAUUUGGGACGAGGCACCCAUGACUCAUCAUCAUGUUUUCGAAGCAGUAGACCGCACAUUUCGUGAUAUUAGAUCCAAAGUCAGCCCUGAUGCGGCAGACAUGCCUUUUGCCGGCAUAACUAUGCUACUCGGAGGUGACUUCAGGCAGGUCUUGCCGGUCCUCCCAAAAAAGGGACGGCAGGAGGUUGUGGGUGCAAGCAUCAGCAAGUCCAAAUUAUGGAAUUACUGCACAUUAUUCGAAUUGGUGGAUAACAUGCGGAUUGAGAAAGAUGUCCCACCAAUCACCAUUGAUGGGGAAACAAUGGUGUUCAGAGAUUGGGUGUUAGCAUUGGGUAAUGGAACUCAACAAGCCUUUGCUUUUGACAACGAAAUGGAGGCCACAUGGGUAAAAAUUCCAGAAGAGGUCUUGCUGCAGACAAAGGUAGAUCCUGUGCAAACAAUUGUCGACAAAAUAUAUGACAGACUGUGUGAGAAGCCUUCUGACAUUGAAUACAUUCGUGAGCGCGCGAUAUUAACUCCCCUCAAUGAAUAUGUUGAGACUGUUAACAAUGAGGUCCUGCAGAGGCUGCCAGGAGAGGUUAAAAUUUAUAGAAGCUAUGACAGUAUUUCUAAAGGAAGCACAAACAUGGUCGCAGACGAGAUCUUAUACCCUCCGGAGUAUUUGAACUCCUUGAAAUUCAGCGGCCUCCCUAAUCAUGAACUGAAGAUUAAGGUGGGUGCGCCUAUAACGUUGCUGCGGAACCUUAAUCCCAAAAAGGGCUUGUGUAACGGGACACGGCUUAUCGUGACCAGGUGUUAUCAAUUUCUGAUAGAGGCGCAGAUCAUAACUGGCAAUAAGAUCGGGGGGAUCACAUUCAUACCGAGAAUCAGUAUGUCGCCAUCUGACAAUACAUUCCCAGCACCAUUGAAGCGCAAACAGUUUCCGGUAUCAGUAUGUUAUGCUAUGACAAUAAAUAAAAGUCAGGGUCAAACGGUUAAGAACGUCGGCCUUUACUUGCCAAAGCCUGUAUUUAGCCAUGGUCAGCUUUAUGUGGUGGUUUCAAGGGUGGCAUCCCCGCAUGGCUUAAGAAUUCUUUGUGUCGACGAUGAGGAGGCACAUGCAGGGGACACGAAGAAUAUAGUGUACCGCGAAAUAUUUGAUGAGUUGAGCAGAGACCCAGGCAAUGAAGAAUAUUGGGUAGUCGCGCCCAUUUUGGAUAAAGGAAAGCUAUUCCCAGAGGCAUGUGCCGGACUCCUCUACUGGGUCCACGAUUUCAAAAUUGUUCACACCGCCCCUGCUGUGAAUCCCAUUAAAACAGGGAAAAUGUUGUUGUUUGGGAUGAACACCGGCCUGCUCGAUUUCGUCGGAGGCAACUCAAUUAUUCCCUGCAAGUUAGACAUGUGCGAAAGGCCAAUGGAUAGCUCAACGCUGGAGAACGAUAACGUCCUGACUGGCAAGGUGUACCUGUCAUCAACCGCGGCAACAACUUUCGACUUCAACCCAAAAUGCGCGCACGCGAUGCAUCUUUCAUCAAAGGUGGCUGAUGCGGUUCACGAAUUCAUAUGCGAUGUCCCUUCUGAAACACCUAUACAAAUUCGUGGAACAGCGAACACCGAUCAGCUUUACAAAAGUCUGAAUGCGUUAGUCACAGAAACACUAUGGGCGCAUCAGAAGGAAACUGAUCCCGGUGCUCGUAAGGGAUGGAGACAUUCUAGCCAAACCAUUGAUCACGGGAAAGGGCCUAAGCAGCUUACAGGAAUGCACGUCAACGAUUACAUCAAAUAUUACUCGAUGGCCAAGGACGUCUACGCUGUUCCAACACGGUUGAAAAAGAUUAGGGGCGCAACAUGUUCUAUAAGGGUUGAGCUGUUUCCAUCAAAUUACUCCAACACGACAGGUAAUAUCAUCAUCAGGGAGAUAUGCCAGUACACUCAGUUAAUAAAAAGCUUUUCAAUGGGCGGACAUGUUGACUGA
Messenger RNA from Daucus carota subsp. sativus, 4686 nucleotides. RefSeq lists its product as uncharacterized. Lineage: Eukaryota; Viridiplantae; Streptophyta; Magnoliopsida; Apiales; Apiaceae. Gene Ontology annotation, biological process: DNA repair; telomere maintenance. Gene Ontology annotation, molecular function: DNA helicase activity. The transcript is spliced from 12 exons. Bases 1 to 4686 code for a protein of 1561 amino acids. The record is from RefSeq and is a predicted model, not a curated record.